Messenger RNA from Saccoglossus kowalevskii, 549 nucleotides. Its product is annotated as fibroblast growth factor receptor 2-like. NCBI's taxonomy places the organism in Eukaryota, Metazoa, Hemichordata, Enteropneusta, Harrimaniidae. The record is from RefSeq and is a predicted model, not a curated record. Gene Ontology annotation, molecular function: protein binding; ATP binding; transmembrane receptor protein tyrosine kinase activity. Gene Ontology annotation, biological process: positive regulation of kinase activity; multicellular organism development; cell surface receptor protein tyrosine kinase signaling pathway. Gene Ontology annotation, cellular component: plasma membrane; signaling receptor complex.
AUGGAAGCUCCGAAUAAAGAACUGAUUUCAUUCGUAUUGAAUAUCGCCAAUGGAAUGGAGUAUCUGUCUAGCUUAAAGAUAAUGCAUCGAUAUUUGACUGCUGGGCAUGUAUUGAUUAGUGAUGACAUGAAGUGUAAAAUUUCUAAUUUUGGUUAUGCUAGUGACGUAAUAGAUGACGCACGUUUCUUCGAGAAAACAAAGGGUAAUUUUCCGUAUCAAUGGAUGUCAGUUGAAACGCUGUUAAACAGACGAUUUACUCCCAAGAGUGAUGUAUGGUCAUUUGGUAUUGUAAUAUGGGAAAUUAUAACUCAAGGAUCAAUGCCUUAUCACGAUUUAACAGAAGAAAAUGUAAAAGUGAUGGUAACUAAUGGAAAAGUAUUAUCAAAACCAACUCAUUGUCGCGCUGCUACGUAUCAACUGAUGAAAUCGUGUUGGAAUCGUCAUCCUCGAGAUCGGCCGACAUUCACCAAAUUGGUCAAAUCAAUAAGGUCAUUGUUCAAUGAUAGCAAGGAACCAGAUAACUCGUUUAAUGUUAAUGAGUCUCCAUAA